AUGACUACUGCGCCCAACAUCGAGAUGAUCGCCUCCUCGCUGCGCCACUGCUCCCUCAACGGCGGUGCCGGCGCCAGCGCUGGCGGAGGGAGCGGGUGGCGCCGGGGAGGCACCAGGCGCCGCGGCAGCGCCGAGGGCGGCGACGACAGCCAGGGCGUCACCGUCGAGCUCAACUCCGAAGUCGCGCUGCCGUACCACUGGGAGCAGUGCCUCGACAUCCGGACGGGGCAAGUGUACUACAUCAACUGGGAGGACGGCACCCGAACGACGGUGGACCCGCGCACGACGUCGGCCUUCUCCUCGCCGACGCCGCGCUCCACGUCGUCGGCGUCUCGGCGCACCCGCCGCGCGUCCACACCGUCGUCGGGGUACACCUCCGUGUCGUCGUCCGUGGGCGCGGACGUCACCGGCACGUGGCGGGGCGCCGCCGGCAACGACAGCGGCUACGACAACGACGAUGAGGAAGAGGACGGGGACGAGGAGGACGACGAUGAGGAGGACGAGGCCGAGAGCAGCAGCACCACCAGCAGCAGCUCCAGCAGCACGGGCAGCAGCCGGGGGUCGGCCGUCUCGUCCACGCUCUCGUCCUUCUCGCCCACCGACGAGUCCGGCUCCGGCGACAACGGCGGCCGAGGCCUUGGCGGCGCCGGGCACGUGCUCGUGGCGGCUGGGUGCCGCGCCUGCUUCAUGUACUUCAUGGUGCCGAAGCGCGCCGACGUGUGCCCCAAGUGCGGCAGCUCCGGCCUCCUGCACCUCAGCCGCAACGGCUACGCCUGA
Molecule: messenger RNA, 777 nt
Organism: Miscanthus lutarioriparius
Lineage: Eukaryota; Viridiplantae; Streptophyta; Magnoliopsida; Poales; Poaceae
Source: the annotation of a GenBank genome assembly